Symbiodinium sp. CCMP2592 is the source of this 1127-nucleotide messenger RNA. The record is from the annotation of a GenBank genome assembly. NCBI's taxonomy places the organism in Eukaryota, Dinophyceae, Suessiales, Symbiodiniaceae.
AGAUGGCUGCCGCAGCAGCCGCCGGGCCUCCGAUCCCGGACGAUGACAGUGAUCCUGAAGAGUUGGGUCCUGUGGAAGGGCCUCAGCUUCCGCCUUUGAAUCCUUUUGCAGCCGCGAGCCCAGCUGCAGCUUCGCCGACACAUGUGACAUUGUCGGCUGAGAUGUUUGAGCGUGUGAUGCAAGCCGUUGCCUCUUCUAGAAGCAGUAGCAGCCCCGAAGGAUUGGAUUCCCGUGACUUGCUGCGCCUUCUGCCGAAACCGGAAGUCUUUAAGGUGCCUCCCAAGCAGGAUGAACAUGCGGCAUGGCUUAGCUGGUGGUGGGGCACAAGGCAAUACAUUACUGCGUUGGACCAGCGCUUUGACAGUGACAUAGCUGUGAUCGAGGCAAACCUGUCUCGAGAGGUUGUUCUUUCGCCUUCGGACCCACAGGGGACAGCCGUCAGGUCAGCUCAAUUGUAUGCCAUAUUGUGCUCACUCCUGAAAGGAAAGGCGCUUUCCAUUGUGCGCCAGAUCGACAGCAAGCGAGGGUACGAAGCACUUCGACUGUUGCUUAUGCAAUAUCAGCCUCCCUCGAAGGAGUCCUUGAAAAGUGCUCUUCUUCUGAGGAGCAUUACGGCGAGCACGCGCUCGCACAUCGCAGCCUCCCUGGAUGAGAAUGCAAGCUACAGCACGUUGCGUGAGUGUGUGCUUAAGUUUGAGAGAACUCAGUUCAAGUGGUCUGGCAUGCACGUGUUUUCACCUGAUGGCUUGUUUGCAGCUAGCAACGCCGAUGCUGGCGGUCAGCAGCCAAUGGAUGUCGAUGCCGUUACCAAAGGCAAAGAUCGGAAAGGCAAGAAAGGACCCAAAGGCAAAGGCAAGGGUGACAAAGGCAAGCAGGGCAAAGGUCAGUGGAACUACCAGCAGAACCAGUGGGGUCAGCCGAAAGGCAAAGGCAAAGGUGACAAAGGCAAUAAAGGCAAGCAGCAGCCGUGGCAGGGCAACCAAUGGCAAGGCAAAGGUCAGUGGAACCAGCAGUCAUGGCGCCGUGUCACAGGUCACCGAUGCGAGCACUGCAGUGCCGCAGCAGAGUCCGUGCCCGAGCCCAGCCGCAUCUACAUCUCAGGUCCAGGGUGCGGUUCGCAGGGUUGA